AACUUCUCAUGAAAUUGUUGAAUUUGUGGCUAACAAUGCAGGGACAAAAAUACGCCGCCUUUCUCUUAGAAUAUUCAAAUAUUUAACGAGAAGGACGCGCAUUUGUAUAAAAGACGCCGGCGGAUCCGAUGUGGAUUUAGUCUUUUCUCAACAUGCACAGGAGAGAAGGGUGUUUGUUUUUUCUGUUACUGGCCGCGGCUGUAAAUUUCAACGACGCUUUUUCACUGGCCAGGGACAAGCGACAAUUGCAUACCUUACCAGAAUCAGAAACGUUUCCCUGGUUGUGCGAGAAAAAGUGCCAAAAUAACGGCGCUUGUGUCGGGCCCAACAAGUGUGUCUGCCUCGACGAUCAAUACGGAGGCGACCAAUGUCAAAUCCCAAUCAACGAUUGUGAGCAAAACCCGACUCCGAAAAAUGCCAAAAUUCUUGUAUGCCUCAUUAGACAUUGCGAGUUUGAAUGCGAUCCUGGCUACGCUUUUUCCGAAGGCCGGAACUUCAGUAAUUUUUACUGCGAGCAAAACAAGUGGAUUGACAACUUCACCGACGAAGAGUGGACUUAUUUUCCCAAUUGCGAAAGGUUAGAAAAUGAAGAGGAAGCGGCGACGACUCCAAAACCCGCCCGCGCAGUUUCGACCCGCAAGUGUGGAUAAACAGAAAAUAAACUUUUCACUUUGUCUCCAUCCAGUGUUUGUUUUGCCAAAACCAAAAUUGUCACUCUAAAUUUGAAACAAAAUGAAUUUGCACAAAAACGAAAUGAUUUUAAAUCAUAUCAGUAGAAGUUAUUAACGGAAUUUUCAAAUUGUGGUACCACAGUGUGGGAGAAA
Messenger RNA from Neocloeon triangulifer, 824 nucleotides. RefSeq names its product epidermal growth factor-like protein 6. The transcript has 5 exons. Lineage: Eukaryota; Metazoa; Arthropoda; Insecta; Ephemeroptera; Baetidae. The record is from RefSeq and is a predicted model, not a curated record. Bases 153 to 650 code for a protein of 165 amino acids.